Synchiropus splendidus (mandarinfish) is the source of this 1934-nucleotide messenger RNA. RefSeq names its product cytochrome P450 4A5-like. The transcript is spliced from 12 exons. The record is from RefSeq and is a predicted model, not a curated record. Gene Ontology annotation, molecular function: oxidoreductase activity, acting on paired donors, with incorporation or reduction of molecular oxygen; heme binding; monooxygenase activity. Lineage: Eukaryota; Metazoa; Chordata; Actinopteri; Syngnathiformes; Callionymidae. The coding region runs from base 89 to 1627 and encodes 512 amino acids.
CACGCCCCGCCCACCAGCGCCUCGCCUGUCUCUUUUUAUUUCUGGGACAGUUUUAUCAAAUCCACCGGCGAGUGGAACGAACCCGAACAUGGCUGCCACGGAGUUCUCUGCUGAAACUCACUUCCCUUAUAUGUAUCAGCUCUUGGCGCUUGUUUGUCUGGCCGCGGUUGUUUACAAGCUGAUCGCCGUUGUUCAGCGGAGGAGACACUUCAUCAAGCAUGUGCGACAGUUCCCCGCUCCCCCGACUCACUGGCUCUUUGGCCACAUUCGUGAGCUGUACAAAGAUGGCAAUGAGUUGUUUACAUUUUUACGAUGGCAAGAGCAGUACACCGAUGCCAUCCCUGUUUGGGUCGGACCUAAUAACUGCUUUGUCAACCUCCACCAUCCAGAUUAUGUGAGGACGCUCCUGGCUUCAGUGGAGCCAAAAGAUAACAUAGUGUACCCAUUUUUCGAACCGUGGAUAGGAGAAGGUCUGCUAUUGGCCAGCGGUCAGAAAUGGUUCCGCCACAGGAGGCUGCUGACUCGCGGCUUUCACUAUGACGUGUUAAAGCCAUACGUUAAACUGAUGUCUGAUUCAGCCAAGACUAUGUUGGAUAAUUGGGAGAGUUAUGCACACAGCGGUGAACCCUUUGAAUUGUUUGAACAUGUGAGUCUGAUGGCGUUGGACAGUAUUUUGAAAUGUGCCUUCAGCUACAACAGCAACUGUCAAGCUGAGAGUGGGUCCAAUGCGUACGUGAAAGCUGUGUUCGACCUCAGUGAGCUGAUCAACAAGCGCUUCAUGUUCUUUCCCUACUACAGUGAUCUGAUUUUCCAUCUCAGUCCUCAUGGAUUCCAAUUCAGGAAAUCCUGCAGGAUUGCUCACAAUCACACUGCGGAAGUGAUACAAGCGAGAAAAGAGGUGCUGAAACGAGAGGAGGAGAUGGACCGAGUGCAGACCAAGAGAUAUCAGGACUUUCUGGACAUUCUGCUGCUCGCAAAAGACGAGGAUCAGAUGGGACUAACUGAGGAAGAAAUCAGGGCGGAGGUGGACACCUUCAUGUUUGAGGGCCACGACACCACGGCCAGUGGCAUCUCCUUCAUUCUCUACAGUCUGGCCUGCAACCCAGAACACCAGAAGCUCUGCAGAGAGGAAGUGAUGCAGGCUCUGGAUGGGAAAGCGUCUUUUGAAGUGGAGGAUCUGGGUAAAAUUCCGUACACUACCAUGUGCAUCAAAGAAUCACUCCGUCUCUACCCUCCUGUACCGGGAGUCUCCAGAGUUCUCACCAAGCCUAUGACCUUUGUCGAUGGAAGGAGCUUGCCAGCAGGUUUCCGAGUUGGAGUCGCAAUUUUUGGGCUGCAUCGGAAUCCUUCUGUGUGGGAGAACCCUUCUGUUUAUGAUCCUCUCCGUUUCCUGCCAGAGAAUGUUUCCAAACGAUCGCCGCAUGCGUUUGUGCCCUUUGCUGCCGGUCCAAGGAACUGCAUUGGCCAGAACUUUGCCAUGAACGAGCUGAAGGUGACCAUCGCGGAGACGCUGAGGAGAUACGAGCUGAUGGAGGUGCCGAACUUCAAACCCAGGAUCGUUCCUCGCCUGGUUCUACGGUCACUCAACGGCGUCUACAUCAAAAUCAAGCCUCUGAAUGCCAAGUGAUCGGAGCAAGGGACGGAUUUAUGGAAGACUGGCGCUUAACUACCCUGUUAUUGAAUUGAUACCGGGCCUGUCAUUGCUGAUCCAUUCUUAUUGGAGAGCAACAAAAACUGUUGUCAGCCAAAAUGUGACGUUGGCGUGCGAUAUGUUAAGCCAGACAGCAGGUGGCAGUAGCGUUAAGGAGCAACACUACACACAGAACUGUUCAUUGAGUUUUUGACUUGCUGCAGUUUAACGACAAUGUGAUGUCAGAUUAUAACAUGAAAUAAAGUCCUACUAAGCGUGAAGCCCAGAUAUUUUCUGACAAAAU